AUGGCGGAGAGCAACACGAGAGUCGUGAAUGGCGUUCCCCUUUCGAGUGCAACAGGCCGACUGAGAAAAUUCUACUUGAUCGAUAAAAAAAUGCUUAAGAAUGAAGCACAAAAUGCUUGCAGAAGUGACUACACUGACCUCGUCACAAUCUAUGAUGAAGAAGAGAAUAAUGAGCUAGUUGAUAUUCUCAAUAAUAGUGCGUAUCGUGUGAAUGGUUGGAUUGGUGGCAGCAGCUGUAAAUGGUCAAAUGGUGAUCUCGCCACAUUCACCAAAUACAGCAGAACUUUUAAAGAGGAAAAAUGCUGCGGUGCCAUAAACACCGCUGGAAGAUGGGAGUGUAUCAAUUGUACUUCAACCAAAUUCUUCAUGUGUUAUGAUCAAGAUCGUGGGCAACAAUCAUACAACUACAGUUUAAUCCGUGAAAACCGGACCUGGUUUGAGGCUCAGCGGUACUGUAGAGAGAAUCACACUGAUCUAGUCAUUAUCAGAGAUGAUGAGGAAAAUGAACGAGUGAAGAAAGCAGUGAAUGGGAGUCACUCUUUCUGGAUCGGCCUCCAAUACAAUAACAGCCUUGAUUGGUUUGAUGGUGGAUAUUCAGAUUACAAACAGAAUAGUUCAUCUGAAGGAUGCUUUACAUUUCUCUCAAGACAAAAUAAGAAUAAUAAACCAGGAGGAUUUUGGUUCAAAAUUAACACGGGUAUCUAUUCUGCUCUGUGCUACAGUAAGUUAACAAAAUAUUUCAUGCUUUAA
Messenger RNA from Rhinichthys klamathensis goyatoka, 750 nucleotides. Its product is annotated as secretory phospholipase A2 receptor. The record is from RefSeq and is a predicted model, not a curated record. NCBI's taxonomy places the organism in Eukaryota, Metazoa, Chordata, Actinopteri, Cypriniformes, Leuciscidae.